UUUUAAUUUUGGGUUGGGGAUUGAUAUUUGAUCGAUGCGGAGCUGAAGUUUCUGAUCUGAGUGAAGCUAUUGCAAAAUGGUUGCUUCGGUGGCUGUAGGAUCUCUUGUUUGGGUGGAGGAUCACGAUGAAGCCUGGCUUGAUGGUGAGGUCAUAUCGGUCAAUGGCGAUGACAUCAAAGUCCUUUGUACAACCGGAAAGACGGUUGUGGUCAAGUCGUCAAAUGUAUAUCCAAAAGACGCCGAAGCCCCACCUUGUGGGGUCGAUGACAUGACAAAGCUCGCGUAUUUGCACGAACCGGGAGUAUUACAAAAUCUGAAAUCCAGAUACGACAUAAACGAGAUAUACACGUACACCGGAAAUAUAUUAAUCGCUGUGAAUCCGUUUCAAAGAUUGCCUCAUCUGUACGAUAGUCAUAUGAUGGCACAAUAUAAAGGAGCAGCCUUUGGCGAAUUGAGUCCUCACCCUUUCGCUGUUGCGGAUGCUGCGUACAGGCUUAUGAUAAACGAAGGAAUAAGUCAGGCAAUUCUUGUCAGUGGAGAGAGUGGAGCGGGUAAAACAGAAAGCACGAAAUUGCUCAUGCGUUAUCUUGCUUACAUGGGAGGUCGUUUGGCGUCAGAAGGAAGGUCAGUCGAGCAAAAAGUUCUCGAGUCGAAUCCAGUUCUCGAGGCUUUUGGUAAUGCGAAAACAGUGAGAAAUAAUAACUCGAGUCGUUUCGGUAAGUUUGUGGAGCUUCAGUUCGACGAAAGGGGUAGAAUCUCUGGUGCUGCCAUUAGAACUUACUUGCUCGAAAGAUCUCGAGUUUGCCAGCUGUCCGAUCCCGAGAGGAACUACCAUUGUUUCUAUAUGCUUUGUGCUGCACCACCAGAGGACAUUAAACAUUUGAAAUUAGGAAACCCGAGAACAUUCCAUUACCUGAACCAGACGAAUUGCUACGAGCUUGACGGGAUCGAUGAUGCCAAGGAAUAUACUGCAACGAGGAAUGCGAUGGAUACCGUCGGAAUUAGUUCCGAGGAACAGGACUCAAUAUUUCGUGUUAUUGCUGCAAUUCUCCAUCUCGGGAACAUCGAAUUUACGAAGGGGAAAGAAUACGAUUCGUCCAUGCCCAAGGACGAAAAAUCUUGGUUCCAUUUAAGAACUGCAGCGGAGCUUUUCAUGUGCGACGAAAAGGCUUUGGAAGAUUCCCUUUGCAGACGUGUAAUCGUGACUCGUGACGAAACGAUCACCAAAGAGUUAGAUCCAGAGGCUGCUGUUUCAAGUAGAGAUGCUUUGGCCAAAGUUGUCUACUCGAGGCUGUUCGAUUGGCUAGUGGACAAAAUCAAUAAUUCGAUCGGUCAAGAUCCUAAUUCGAAAUAUUUAAUCGGGGUUCUUGAUAUUUACGGAUUCGAGAGUUUCAAGACUAACAGUUUCGAACAGUUCUGCAUAAACUUGACCAACGAGAAACUUCAGCAGCAUUUUAAUCAGCACGUUUUUAAAAUGGAGCAAGAGGAGUAUACGAGAGAAGAAAUAAAUUGGAGUUACAUCGAGUUUAUCGAUAAUCAAGAUGUUUUAGACCUCAUCGAAAAGAAGCCAGGUGGCAUCAUUGCACUUCUCGACGAAGCUUGUAUGUUUCCAAGGUCCACUCACGACACAUUUGCACAAAAGCUGUACCAGACUUUCAAGAACCACAAACGCUUCAGCAAACCCAAAUUAGCUCGUUCCGACUUCACCAUUUGUCAUUAUGCUGGUGAUGUAACUUAUCAAACCGAGUUGUUUCUAGAAAAAAACAAGGACUACGUAAUUGCCGAACACCAAGCACUGUUGAGUGGUUCCAAAUGUUCGUUCGCUUCGAGUUUGUUUCCAGUAUCGAACGAGGAAACGUCCAAGCAGUCGAAGUUUUCUUCUAUUGGCUCGAGAUUUAAGCAACAAUUACAAGCCCUGCUCGAAACUCUGAGCGCCACCGAACCACAUUAUAUCCGAUGUGUGAAGCCGAAUAAUCUUCUUAAGCCACAUAUAUUCGAGAACCAAAAUGUGCUGCAACAACUACGCUGCGGGGGUGUUCUAGAAGCAAUUAGGAUAAGUUGUGCUGGAUAUCCCACCAAAAGACCUUUCUACGAAUUUGUCGACCGUUUUGGUGUACUUGCACCCGAAGCUCUAGACGGAAGUACGGACGAGGUUGCGGUUUGCAAGAAGCUUCUGGAGAAAGUCGGACUCGAAGGAUAUCAGAUUGGUAAAACGAAAGUGUUUCUAAGGGCCGGUCAAAUGGCAGUGCUGGACACUAAAAGAACCGAGAUCUUAGGAAAAUCGGCCAGCAUUAUCCAGAGGAAAAUUCGUUCUUACAUGGCUCGAAAAAGCUUCAUACUUUUCCGUCGAUCUACAAUACUUAUUCAGUCCGUGUGCAGAGGAGAACUUGCGAGGCACGAUUAUGAAACCAAGCGAAGAGAAGCUUCUUGUCUGAGAAUUCAGAGAGAUUUGCGAAUGUACAUUGCAAGAAAAGCGUAUAAAGAAAAACGUGCAUCUGCUCUUUCGGUUCAGACCGGAAUGCGUGGGAUGGCUGCUAGAAAUGAGCUUCGGUUUAGGCGGCAGACGAAAGCGGCAAUUCUUAUCCAGAGUCAUUGUCGCAAAUUCUUGGCUCAUUCGAAAUAUGUGAAGCUGAAGAAAGCUACAAUCACCACUCAAUCUGCUUGGAGAGGAAGAGUUGCUCGUAAAGAACUGCGUAGUUUGAAGAUGGCGGCAAGAGAAACUGGUGCUCUACAAGCUGCAAAGAAUAAAUUAGAGAAGCAAGUCGAGGAAUUGACAUGGAGAUUACAGCUCGAGAAACGAAUGAGAACCGACCUAGAAGAAGCAAAAACCCAAGAGAACACAAAAUUGCGAACAGCUGUACAAGAGCUUCAGCUUCAGUUAAAAGAAGCUAAAGACACAUUAGUAAAGGAAAGGGAAGCCGCAAAAACGGCAGCCGAAACGAUCCCUGUAAUACAGGAGGUUCCAGUCGUUGACCAUGAGUUGACCGAAAAGCUCAAUGCUGAAAACGCAGAACUCAAGGACUUGGUCAACUCUUUGAAAACAAAAAUAAUCGAGACAGAGAAGAAAUACGAAGAGACUUACAAACUUAGUGAGGAGAGGUUAAAGCAAGCCAUGGAGGCAGAAUCGAUGAUUGUGAAGUUGAAAACCACUAUGCACAGUCUCGAAGAAAGAAUAGCGGACAUGGAAUCUGAGAACAAAAUUCAGUGGCAAAGCUUGUUAACCAAUAAGGGAGUGCCACCACAGUCUCUGGAUUUAGCUUCCAAGGUACUCGAGAACGGAAACCAUGCUAAUGAAUCAAUCACACUCAACGAUUUAUUGCUUACUCCAGAAAAAGGAUUUGAAACCCCCGACAACAAACCAAGGAGACCCCCGAUUGAUCGUCAGCAUGAGGAUGUUGAUGCUCUGAUGGAAUGUGUAGUGAAAGACGUCGGCUUCAGUCAAGGCAAACCCGUCGCAGCUUUCACAAUAUAUAAAUGUCUUCUGCACUGGAAAUCCUUCGAAGCUGAACGUACUAGUGUGUUCGAUCGUCUCGUUCAAAUGAUUGGUUCUGCUAUUGAGGAUCAAGACAGCAACGAUCAUAUGGCUUAUUGGCUCUCGAAUACCUCGACUCUUCUCUUCUUACUUCAAAAAAGUAUGAAACCUGCCGGUACAACUGGCACAGCUUCGGUUCGUAAACCUCAACCAACUUCCCUCUUCGGGAGGAUGACGAUGGGAUUUCGUUCGUCGCCUUCUACUGUCAAUUUUGGUGCCGCUUCAGCGGCCCUCGAAACAGUAAAACAAGUCGAAGCCAAAUACCCGGCUCUUCUUUUCAAUCAGCAGCUAAUUGCCUACGUAGAAAAAAUGUACGGUAUUAUUCGAGACAAUUUGAAGAAGGAGCUGGGCUCGCUUCUUGCAUUAUGUAUUCAGGCUCCAAGGACAUCUAAGGGGAGUGUGCUGAGAUCUGGUCGGUCGUUCGGCAAAGAGUCGCAUACGAAUCACUGGCAGGGAAUUAUUGAUUGCCUCAACACUCUUCUCACUACCCUUAAAGAAAAUUUUGUUCCUCCGGUUCUCGUACAAAAGAUAUUUACUCAAACGUUUCAGUACGUAAACGUGCAACUCUUUAACAGCCUUCUCCUACGACGGGAGUGUUGUACAUUUAGCAACGGGGAGUACGUCAAAUCGGGGCUAGCUGAGCUGGAAUUGUGGUGCUGCCAAGCAAAAGAUGAGUACGCGGGCUCCGCUUGGGAUGAACUCAAACACAUAAGACAAGCCGUUGGAUUCUUGGUUAUACAUCAGAAGUACAGAAUAUCGUAUGACGAGAUAAUUAAUGAUUUAUGUCCGGUUCUUAGUGUUCAGCAGCUGUACAGAAUAUGUACUCUAUACUGGGACGAUAAUUAUAAUACUCGAAGUGUGUCUUCUGAAGUUAUAUCCAGUAUGAGAGUGCUCAUGACAGAGGACUCCAACAAUGCGGUCAGCAACUCGUUUCUGUUGGACGACAAUUCCAGUAUUCCAUUCUCGAUCGAUGAACUGUCGAAUUCAAUUGAAGUGAAGGAUUUCUUAGAUGUGAAGCCCGCAUUAGACCUCCUUGAGAAUCCCUACUUCCAUUUUCUACAUGAAUGAUGCUACAAAAAAAAGAAAUACGGUGGUACGUUCAGUAAAGCAGCAUUUUCCGACACGACACCAGGCAUAUACACUGUAAAUUCGCCAAAUUUUUCGAUUUUUUUUUUAUUGAUUUUGUUUUUUUAUUUAUUCUGUAGAUUGCUAUAUAAUUUUAUUCUUUAUUAUAAAUGGUAUUUUCCUAAAGUUUUUUUUUUAAGUAUUUUAGGGGGCAGGGAAAUUCAUUAAAUUAAUGUGGAAUAAUUAAUGACUUGUGUUUUUUUGUAUUGUUUUUCUGUGUGCCAAAAAAUGGCAGUAAUUCUUUUUCUAGGGGGAAUUAGGGAUCAGACACUUGUUUUUUGGGUGUCUUUUUUGAGGUUGUUUAGGAAUAUACCAUCCCAAGUUUCUAUGUAAUAAUAUAUGUAAGUCCAUUAUAUUAAUACCAAUUUUCUUUUUUAUUUAUUUA
This is a messenger RNA of Erythranthe guttata (spotted monkey flower), 5042 nucleotides long. RefSeq names its product myosin-6. Gene Ontology annotation, molecular function: microfilament motor activity; actin filament binding; ATP binding. NCBI's taxonomy places the organism in Eukaryota, Viridiplantae, Streptophyta, Magnoliopsida, Lamiales, Phrymaceae. The record is from RefSeq and is a predicted model, not a curated record. Gene Ontology annotation, cellular component: myosin complex; cytoplasm; membrane. Gene Ontology annotation, biological process: actin filament organization.